CGCAAUGGCUCUUCCUGCUUUGUUCACAAGCUUCGUCCCCUCCUCGAUCAGCCAUAGCCAACCCUCUCUCUCAUUCUUCAGACACCCUCGCUGCUCCUCCUUCUCCUCCGCCGGCGCUAAAUCUGCGACAUGUGCCUUGACGAUUGAAAAUCAAGAGACUGUGAGACGUUCGGCGAAUUGGAAACCUAAUGUGUGGGACUAUGGGUUUCUACAGUCACUCACCGUAGAUUACACGGAGGAUAAAUAUACCGAGCAAGUCCAAAGGUUGAUGGAAGAAGUCAGGGGUCUAUUCGAUUGGGAGACGAACCAGGUGGCCAAGCUCGAGUUCAUUGACGCAGUUCAAUGACUAGGACUAGGAUACCAUUUCCAGACGGAGAUAAAAAACGCUCUUAGUUCCAUCUAUAACAACGCUGGAGAUGCUCAGCUUUCGCACAAUCCCUAUGCCGCUUCCCUUCGAUUCCGGCUACUCAGACAACAU
Molecule: messenger RNA, 478 nt
Organism: Syzygium oleosum
Lineage: Eukaryota; Viridiplantae; Streptophyta; Magnoliopsida; Myrtales; Myrtaceae
Product: alpha-terpineol synthase, chloroplastic-like
Exons: 2
Coding region: 5-346 (113 amino acids)
Molecular function (GO): terpene synthase activity
Source: RefSeq, a predicted model, not a curated record